This is a messenger RNA of Lactuca virosa, 270 nucleotides long. The record is from the annotation of a GenBank genome assembly. Lineage: Eukaryota; Viridiplantae; Streptophyta; Magnoliopsida; Asterales; Asteraceae.
AUGGCGACCCAACAACUCCAAGCCGCCAAAGAAGCCGCUGACGCUUCAACCUCCGCCAAGAGGCCACCAGAACCGGAGCUACAACACCACUUGAUUCAUUCCGUCCAAGGACCAACAUCACCGACAACCCCAGACCGUCGACGAAGACCUCCAAGCUUCAACAGAUCGAAGAUGACAGCAGUAUCUGCUCCGAUAUCUGACCUCAAUUCUUCAAUAGGAAUAAAAAACAACAGCAUCACCGGCCAUCCCGGUCACCUCCUCCCCCGAUAG